Protopolystoma xenopodis is the source of this 297-nucleotide messenger RNA. Lineage: Eukaryota; Metazoa; Platyhelminthes; Monogenea; Polystomatidea; Polystomatidae. The record is from the annotation of a GenBank genome assembly.
AUGUCAGAUAGGCGUGCUGAAAUUCGUGCAAAGAUUAACGACCUACUUGUCCAAAGUGGAGAACGCAAUCGCCUUAAGGACUAUAUCGAGUCUCGACUGAUAGAAAAUGGCUGGACAGAAAAAGUCAAGUCAGCUUGCAAGGAUUAUAUUCGAGGCAAAGGAGUUGAUAAUAUCACAGUAGAAGAGGUAGUCAAUGCAAUUGCACCAUCGGCACGUCAGGUCGUUCCCAUCGAAAUAAAACAGGAAGUCCUUGAAAUGCUUCGGAAAUUUCUGAUUCAGAAUGAUAUCGAUAUGUGA